AUGGAUCAACUUCCAAAAUGUGAUGCAAAUUAUGCUCCUCUCACCCCCAUAACUUUCUUGAAGAGAGCUAGCGUUGUUUAUGCCAACCGCACCUCUGUUGUCUAUGAGGGCACCCGCUUCACUUGGAGCCAAACUUAUGAACGUUGCUGCCGCCUCGCCGAUUCCCUCCGGUCCCUUAACGUCGGAAAAAACGAUGUCGUGUCUGUGUUGGCUCCAAACAUUCCAGCAGUAUAUGAGAUGCAUUUUGCUGUGCCUAUGGCUGGAGCGAUUCUCAACACUAUUAACACAAGACUAGAUGCCAAGAACAUAGCCACCAUUAUUAGCCACUCAGGAGCUAAGGUUUUGUUCGUGGAUUGUCAAUACAAGGAGUUAGCAAGUGAGGCCCUUAGCUUACUGAAUGGUACUGUACCAUCAAUCAUUGCUGUUAUCGAUGAUGUUGACACUCCCACCGGUGUCCGAUUCGGCCAGUUGGAGUAUGAACAACUUGUCCAAAGGGGCAGUCCAGGAUACACCGGCGAGCUAAUUCAAGAUGAAUGGGAUCCUAUUGCCUUGAAUUAUACAUCAGGAACAACAUCUGCUCCAAAAGGAGUUGUUUAUAGCCACAGGGGAGCUUAUCUUAGCACUCUUAGCCUGAUUCUUGGCUGGGAAAUGGGAAGUGCACCUGUUUAUUUAUGGUCUCUCCCUAUGUUCCAUUGCAAUGGCUGGACCUUCACUUGGGGUGUCGCCGCACGCGGCGGAACCAACGUUUGCCUGCGCAACACCAGUGCUAAAGACAUGUACAGGAACAUCGCUGACCAUAAGGUGACUCACAUGUGUUGUGCACCAAUUGUCUUCAACAUUCUGCUUGAGGCCAAACCUCAUGAGCGCCGCCAACUCGCUUCUCGGGUUGAAAUACUCACCGGAGGGGCACCCCCACCAGCCUCGUUGCUUGAAAAGAUCGAGGCUCUCGGAUUCCACGUGACGCACGCUUAUGGUCUCACCGAGGCUACUGGGCCAGCACUUGUGUGUGAAUGGCAAACCAAGUGGAACAAGCUUCCACAGCAGGAUCAGGCAAAACUCAAGGCAAGGCAAGGGAUUAGCAUCCUGACGCUUGCUGAUGCAGACGUUAAGGAUUUGGACACCAUGGUUAGUGUGCCUCGAGAUGGCAAGACAAUGGGGGAGAUCGUCCUGAGAGGAAGCAGCAUAAUGAAAGGUUACUUCAAGGAUACUGAGGCAACUUCCAAGGCCUUCAGGAAUGGAUGGUUCGUCACUGGAGAUGUUGGUGUCAUACAUCCCGACGGGUACCUGGAAAUUAAGGACAGGUCAAAAGAUGUGAUUAUUUCUGGAGGGGAAAAUAUCAGCAGUGUAGAAUUGGAGUCUGUACUCUACAGACAUCCAAGAGUCCUGGAAGCAGCUGUGGUGGCAAUGCCACAUCCAAAAUGGGGAGAAAGUCCUUGUGCAUUCAUCUCGGUGAAAAAGAAUUCCAAGGGCGAAACAAAUGACGUUAAAGAAUCUGAAAUCGUUGCUUACUGCAGGAAAAAUCUUCCCCAUUUUAUGGUUCCAAAGAGGGUGGAAUUCAUGGCUGAGUUGCCAAAAACUUCGACAGGAAAAAUUCAGAAAUUCCAGUUAAGGGAAUUGGCACAAAAAUUUGUUGCCAAUGAGAAGGUGCCUAGCAAGAAAACUACUGGAAGCAGUCACCCUUCAGCUUCUGGUACGCAAGUGCCAGCAUAUGCUCAUGCUCAGGAACAAGUUCUUGCUCUGUCUCGUCUUUGA
This is a messenger RNA of Dovyalis caffra, 1752 nucleotides long. The record is from the annotation of a GenBank genome assembly. NCBI's taxonomy places the organism in Eukaryota, Viridiplantae, Streptophyta, Magnoliopsida, Malpighiales, Salicaceae.